AUGCGCCAGGGUGUCAGUUCCAGCUCGGCCACACAUGUGGGCAUCUCACCCAGGAUGCUCUGGCUCUCAGCGCCCUCCAGAAGCAGCUCCUGGUGUAGGUACCUGGAAUUUACAUUCCCACUUCCCUUGUCACCCUAUCCCAGCCAUCCUUUGGGAAAGAAGAAAGGCAGGUUGGCGGAUGGGAGGAAGUGCACAGAGAGAAUGGUUUGGAGGCCGAGCACCUUUUUUAUUAAUAGGUGUAAUAAAUAA
Messenger RNA from Rangifer tarandus platyrhynchus (Svalbard reindeer), 249 nucleotides. Lineage: Eukaryota; Metazoa; Chordata; Mammalia; Artiodactyla; Cervidae. The record is from the annotation of a GenBank genome assembly.